This is a messenger RNA of Anolis sagrei ordinatus, 3245 nucleotides long. The record is from RefSeq and is a predicted model, not a curated record. Lineage: Eukaryota; Metazoa; Chordata; Lepidosauria; Squamata; Anolidae.
UCUCUCUCUCUGUAUGUAGUACCUCCCAUGCCCUUUCACUUGAGAGACACCCUAUGGGGAAGGUGGCAGCCUAUUAAGGGCUGUACGCUUUUCUCGGCGCGCGGAGGCGGCAGGCAAAUGCUUCGCGCUGCAAGGGGCCCGCUGCUCUUAAGCCGCUCUGUCAGGAAAGUACAGGAGUUCAACCCAGGCCUUCUGCAGUUAUACAUGGAUCACCGAACACCACACAGUGAUCACAAUUAAUUGAGCUAUGUUGUUUUAUUCUGAAGAUGUUAAUGAGCACCCAUUCAGAGGGACCAGAUUUGAAUUGCAUGCCAAGAAGAAAAGGAUGAAUUCAUAAUAAAAUGACUAGACUGGGCCACAGCAACGCGUGACAGGGGGCGGCUAGUGCAUUAAUAUGUAUUUAAAGAAACAGGUGCACGCCCAAUAGCACUCCAUCCGCUCGCAGUCCUGGGUGAAGGCGAGCGCCUCGGGCUCCCCCUGGCGGCGAGUGGGGGAACCUCCCGAGGCCAGAGAGCGGCUCUGUGGGCUCCUUCCAGGACUGACCCAGGAUCGCAGAGGCGGAAAAUCCCCGGCCUUCGCCGCUUCUGCGUGCCUGGAGGGAGCGGGGUCUUCUCCACUCCUGAUCAAUUCCACCUCAAGGUAUACGGCACAUCUUUAAUCAACCCAUGAAGUACAUCCUAGUAACUGGUGGUGUCAUCUCAGGCAUCGGUAAAGGAAUUAUUGCAAGCAGCAUAGGUACAAUCUUGAAGUCAUGUGGUUUACGAGUUACUGCAAUCAAAAUAGAUCCAUACAUCAACAUCGAUGCUGGAACCUUUUCACCUUACGAGCAUGGUGAAGUGUUUGUUCUAAAUGAUGGAGGAGAAGUUGACUUGGACCUGGGAAACUAUGAAAGGUUCUUGGACAUCAACCUUUAUAAGGAUAAUAACAUCACCACUGGAAAAAUCUACCAGCAUGUCAUCAAUAAAGAGAGGCAUGGUGAUUACUUGGGAAAAACAGUUCAAGUUGUCCCACAUAUUACUGAUGCUGUUCAAGAAUGGGUAAUGAAUCAGGCAAAAGUCCCUGUGGAUGGUGAUAAGAAAGAACCACAGAUAUGUGUAAUUGAACUGGGUGGCACAAUUGGAGAUAUUGAAGGAAUGCCAUUUGUAGAAGCUUUCCGACAAUUUCAGUUUAAAGCCAAGCGGGAGAACUUCUGCAAUAUCCAUGUUAGCCUUGUACCACAGCCUAAUGCUACUGGAGAACAGAAGACAAAACCAACUCAGAAUAGUGUUCGGGCUUUAAGAGGUCUUGGAUUGUCUCCUGACUUGAUAGUUUGCAGAAGUACAAAACCUAUAGAAAUGGCUGUGAAAGAAAAGAUAUCCAUGUUUUGUCAUGUGGAACCUGAACAGGUAAUAUUCAUCCAUGAUGUUUCGUCCACUUACCGGGUGCCAAUUCUUUUGGAAGAACAAGGCAUCAUUAAAUACUUUAAAGACAGACUAAACCUUCCAAUCGAUGACCGACCGAGUGAACAGCUUUUCAAAUGGAAAAGAAUAGCAGAUAGAUAUGAGAGGAUGCUGAAGACAUGUUCUGUAGCACUGGUUGGCAAAUAUACAAAACUGAGUGAUUGCUAUGUCUCAGUUUUCAAGGCUUUGGAACAUUCAGCUCUAGCAAUAAACCACAGGCUCAAUUUAAUGUACAUAGACUCAGCAGACCUUGAACAUGGCAUGGAAGCUGAGAAUCCAGUGAAAUUUCAUCAAGCCUGGCAAAAACUGUGCAAAGCAGAUUGUGUGUUAGUUCCUGGAGGCUUUGGACACAGGGGUACUGAAGGGAAACUUCAAGCCAUUUCCUGGGCAAGGAAGAAGAAAAAGCCUUUUCUUGGAGUUUGUUUGGGAAUGCAGCUGGCAGUAGUGGAGUUUGCAAGGAAUUGUUUAAACUGGCAAGAUGCAAAUUCUACUGAAUUUGAUUCAAAUACGAAGAAUCCUGUUGUCAUUGAUAUGCCUGAACACAAUCCUGGAGAUAUGGGAGGAACAAUGAGACUAGGGAAAAGAAAAACCAUCUUUAAGACAGAAGAUUCUGUCCUAAGAAAACUCUAUGGUGAUCAGAGUUUUAUAGAAGAACGGCACAGACAUCGCUAUGAGGUAAAUCCGGAGUUGAUUCUCUUCUUUGAAGAGAAAGGCUUGACAUUUGUUGGCCAUGACACUGAAGGAAAGCGAAUGGAGAUCAUUGAACUGGAUGAUCAUCCAUAUUUUAUUGGUGUCCAGUUCCAUCCAGAAUUUUCCUCAAGACCCAUGAAGCCCUCACCUCCUUAUCUGGGUCUCUUGCUUGCAGCAACAGGUUCACUCAGUGCAUACUUGCAACGUGGAUGUAAAUUGUCUCCUAGUGACAGCUACAGCGACCUCAGUGAUGACAGUUUUCCAGAAAAAGAUCUUCCAGAAUCAGAGGCAAGAUAAAUAUUCUUCAAAAGAAAAAAGGGGAACACAGACUAGACAGGAUUCUACCUUUAACCUCAUUUGUAUAAACUUAGGACAGUCUUUGGUGCAAUACAGGGACAGACCGCAUCGGAGGGUCCAGAGAUCUUUUCUGUCCGUGACACACACACACCCAAGUUUCAAAAAUGACAAAUUGUACUGUUUAGUAGUGCAGUAUUGCAUUAUUUUUUUCAUGUCUCUGAUAUCCUUAUUAUUAUCAUCUCAUUACAAACAGUCUCUUGUGGGCUGCUUCUUUGGAUAUCUCUUUGGAGAGGAGUGACAAAACUUGAUGAACAAAUAAAAUGCUUAUUGCAGAAGAAGUUGUAUAUUUUAAUUUGCUAUAUUAAGAGAUAACCAUGUGAAAAAAAUCUGCAGAAGUUAUCCUGUAGCUGAGUUGCUUUUUUUUAAUGAUUCUCCUCCUCUAAAUAAAAUAUUUGUAAAUAUAUGCUUUGAUUCUUUUACAGACUGGAUAAGAAAAUCUCUAGUUUUUAGUGUUCAGGUCAGUAGAUCAUAUAUAAGUAAAAAAAACAAGAGGUUGGGAGGCGGUUUGAUUCUCUGUAUAUGCUCUGAAAAAAUUGUUGUAUUAUAUGCCUUGGUGGUUAUGGAAAUUAAUAGUAUACUUGACUCACUGAAUGCUUGUUACCAAAUAUUAAUUAUUGUCAUCUCAUAUGGGUCAGAUUUUUUUGAAACAAUUUAAUUUUAAAUUGGAUUUUUAAAUGUAUUAAAGCACAUGUAUUUUUAUCAUAUCACAUUUAUACUGGGCUAGCAAAUGUGAUUAAAAUAUUUUCAGAUUAAAAAAAA